GAUCCAGUUGAUUUUUCCAAAAUGGCUGACGUCUCGUUAGACGAUUACAUUCAGAAGAAGAAUUUCCGCGUUCAGAUCCAAAAUGACUGGAACAAAGGAGGUAAUGUAGGUCUGACAACUCGAGGAGGGAAGGCUGGCUUCACAACUAAGGGAGGGAAGACUGGCUUCACAACUCGGGGUGGCAAAACAGGCUUCACAAAUCGAGGGGGGCAGACUGGCUUCACUACUCGUAAAAAUCAGAACAAUCCUGGAGGAAUCAAUAGGAUUCAGUCCAAUCAGAACAGAGGCCCCGCUGUGAUGGUCACUGGACUUGGAAAUGUUCAAAGUUUUGAUGCCAGACAGAAAAUUGGACCAAAGGUUCAAUUCGAUGCCAGAGAACGUCUUCAGACGAAAAAACCUCUGGAUGCCAGGAUGAAAAUAAGUGGACCUCGAGGGCAAGUUGGGUCAAAUACAGUAAAUGUCCAAAGUGGGAUAAGACAGAGAAUAACUGGCCCGGGACAGGGGACUAGACAAACAGUGUCAGCCCCGGGAUUAAGGCAGAAGGUUGUUGGACCAGGCAGUGGCAUCAGGCAACAGGUGACCAGGCCAGCAAGUGGGAAAACGGAAGAACGUACUUUAACUGUGAAACUUGGGGAGCUGGGACAUGAUGCCAGGAAGAAGAUAAUUGCAUUGAAAACAAAUAAAGGACCAUAUGAUGCCAGAUCACGGAUUGCUAUCAAGCCACCCAAUCAGCAGCCACAAGUGACUAUCACUGGGAUAGGGAAUGUUUCCCAGGGUACAGAAGGAACAUUUAUCAGAACUACCAGCAGUGCGGGAACCCAUCAGGUUCAGAAGACAGGACUGAUUACUCGAACUCUGAACAACACACCUUCACAGUCCAGUGAAAGUGGGAUAGCAUCAAGGAUUCAGUUGACCAAUGGCGGACUAAAGGUGACACGAGCUGUCCCAUCAGCCACUGUGUCAUUUGAAGGCAGCAUGUUGACUGUUACAAAGAGAACACAACAGUAUCAGCAAGAGGAAGACCCACCUCAGAGUGAGCCCCAGGACAAUCAGUAUUCACAAUACAAUGAAAUGGACAGUUUUGAUGACGAAAAUGAUUUAAAUUUGGGAGGUUACUCAGAAGAAAUUAAGCCAGAGCUCUUACGAAUUAAAAAGACAAUCAGAACUACUCCAUUCCCUGUACAAAGUGCGCCAAAAAGUGUGCCAGCAACGACUGUAUUAAAACGGAAGGCUCCCCAACCAGCACCAGUUCAGUCAAGUGGUCCUCUGAAGUUUGUGAAGCCACCAGGAGGCCCUCACAUUCCUGUUAUAGUUCCACCAAAGAAAGCCAAGAUGACAGCUCCUGUAGCCAAACCUGUCAUCAAACAGACCAAGAUUCAGUUGAAAGAGCCUGUAGAAGAGGAGGAAGAGGAAACGACUCAAGACAUCCUCAGUCCACUGCAAGGUUAUCGAGUGUAUGUCACUAACCUUCAUCCGGUGGUCAACCAAGAUGAUAUCAUUGAGUUGUUUGGUGCAAUAGGUGCACUUCGAAAAGCCAAGCUGAUAAAACAAGGGACUGCGGAGGUUGUGUAUGUGAAGAAGGAUGAUUCCGUCAAGGCUGUACAGAAAUAUCACAACAGGGAGCUGGAUGGUCUGCCAAUGCAGGUGAAGCUGCUGACAUCUACCACAGCAACGGUGAAAGUUCCAGCUGUAGCACCAGCUGAGGCCGAUGACAGUACAGAUGCAUCAAAACAGGGGCCUCUCAAGCUGUUGAAACAAGCAUCAUCAGCAUCUUCCAUCCUACGUGCCCAAGCUGAAGCAGAGUCUGCAGUAGAGCCAUCUCUUGUGCACAAGGCUCUCUUUAAACUGGGUGCACAGGGCUCCAAGCCUGUUACCUUCACAGUCAAGAUCUAGAACUGCAUCAAUUGUCUCCCUUGCUCACUGUUUUUGAAAUGACACACAUACAACUCAUCUACCACACAGAGAUGAACCUUGCACAGGUUUAAUAAUCAUUCACGCAUGACCAUGAACACCUGACUCAAACGUGGACCUGUACAAUGACACUGACACCAUGCAACAGCCUACUGACGUGAUUCUUCUGAACAACCUCCGAGUGAUCAUACCCAUAGUGUACUGCCUAAUUAGACUCAUUAG
This is a messenger RNA of Haliotis rubra (blacklip abalone), 2133 nucleotides long. RefSeq lists its product as uncharacterized. Gene Ontology annotation, cellular component: nucleus. Gene Ontology annotation, molecular function: mRNA binding. Gene Ontology annotation, biological process: mRNA export from nucleus. The transcript is spliced from 9 exons. NCBI's taxonomy places the organism in Eukaryota, Metazoa, Mollusca, Gastropoda, Lepetellida, Haliotidae. The record is from RefSeq and is a predicted model, not a curated record. The coding region runs from base 22 to 1893 and encodes 623 amino acids.